Staurois parvus is the source of this 355-nucleotide messenger RNA. The record is from the annotation of a GenBank genome assembly. NCBI's taxonomy places the organism in Eukaryota, Metazoa, Chordata, Amphibia, Anura, Ranidae.
UUACACUUGGCACAAUGCAGACAGGCAAGUACCGUUCUCCUGGCAACUGCCAAAUCCAGACACAUCCAUCAGAUUGCCAGACAGAGAAGAUUGAUUUGUCGCUCCAGAGAACAUGUCUCCACUUCUCUAGAGUCCAGUGGGUGGCGUGCUUUACACCACUGCAUCGACGCUUUUGCAUUGCACUUGGUGAUUUACCACUAACAGUUGACCAUGGAAUAUUUAGUAGCAAGGAAAUUUCACGGAUGGACUUAUUGCACAGGUGGCAACCUAUCACGGUACCAUCUUUGAAUUCACUGAGGUCCUGAGAACAACCUAUUCUUUCACAAAUGUUUGUAGAAGCAGUCUGCAUGCUUGG